AUGAUCCCCUCUACUCUUCCUACUGAAAUCCCUAAUGUGUCCGUGUUGGCAACGGAGCCCUUAACAAAUGAGUUGCAGCCUGUUCGUCAUAAGGUAAAACAUGCUUGUGGUAGUUGUAAAGAGAGGAAGGUUCGCUGUGAUGGCCAGUGUCCCUGUAAAAGUUGCGUGAAGUUUGGCGUUAAGUGCGAGUACGUGUCUAACAACCGAUCGAAGAAGCGGUCUAAUAAGGAUACCCUGCAGCCCAUUAAAGUUGUUUCUCCUGUAAAGACGAAGAAAACAAAACUUAAUAAUAAUACUCGUAAAGAAAAGGUUGAUUUUAAAGGAGUUCUUCAAAAAUUAUACCCUCAGGUUGAUUUUUCUUCAGAUUCUUUGACUACAGAUUCUCUUAUAGCUCUGUUGAAGUCAAGAAAUAACCCGAAUAUUCCAUCUGUUCCUUCUAACUUUGAUCGUCCAUUAAUUUUACCUCCAAAACAGAUUGCGUUAAAUCUUAUAUCGAAAACAUGGGACUCAGCAUGUUUGCUUUUCAGGUUUUAUCAUCGUCCUACUUUUAUUAAUGUCGUAGAGUCCUUUUACACUGUUUCGGAUAACAGCAUGUCAAAGGAUCAAGUACGAAUGCUCCCAUUGAUUUAUUCGGUUAUUGCUGUUGGUGCAUUGUUCAGUAAGACUUAUUCCCCGGAGCAAGAUAAUAAACAGGUAGUGGAUUUUUUUCAGGAUGAAGGUCACAAGUACUUUGUUGAAGCGAAAUCUUUGCUUGAUCCUAUAAACUCUCAAGAUAUUGAAUCAUUACAAGCAAUAUUCAUGUUGACGAUUUUUUUACAAUGUAAUGCAAACCUUUCUUCUGGUUAUUCUUAUAUCGGACUUGCUUUAAGAAGCGCUAUCAAACACAAUUUCCACCGUAAGACAUCUCUCCAGAAUUUGAACGUUCUUCAACAAGAGACUAUUAAAAGACUUUUUUGGACAAUAUACAAGACCGAUAUUUAUAUGAAUUGUAUAUUAGGUCUCCCUAAUUCCCUCGAUGGAUCGUUGAUAGAUCAGGAAUUUCCCAUGGAUAUCGAUGAUGAUAAAAUUUUCUUUGAUAAAGUACUUCCGCAGCCUAAGGGAAAACUUAGCUCGGUUGGAAUGAAUAAUGAACAUACGAAAUUAAUUCUAAUAAUGAAUCACACUCAUAAUAUUCUUUAUCCGAUGUCAUUGGAAGUUACAUCUAUUUCUCAUAAAGAAAUAAAUAAGUUGGAAUCUCAACUUUCCAAUUGGUUAACAUGUUUACCUUACCAGUUAAAACCAAAUUUUGUACCAACUAAUGAACAAGAAGGAACGUAUUUGAAGCCCAAUCGUUACCUUCACCUUGAUUUUCUGCAUGCCAAGAUUAUGAUAUAUCGACCAUUCAUUCAUUAUAUUGUGUUGGAAGUCGAAAAGUUUCCAAACUUUGAGUUCCAAAUUCAUAUGGCAGAUAAAUGCAUCAAUACUGCUAGAAAGGUAAUUCGCUUAGCUGUGGAAAUGGAUGAGCAGAAACUUUUGAAUGCUGUUUAUUGGUUUUCAAUUCAUACAAUCUUCUUCAGCGUUGCUUGCCUACUUUACUUUUUGCAUCAGACGAAGCUUAAACAAUCCACAGUUCCUGAUUCUCAAAUUGAGAAAGACUGUCGAGAUGGAUUUAAUCUUUUGCUAAGAUUAAAAAAUGUUUCUCAUGCUUCUAGUAAAACCUUUGAAGUUUUGAAUUCGUUAUUCGAAAAGCUUAAUCAAAAGAGUGUAGAUUUAUCAGAUAAAGUCCUAAAAAAUAUUAUCGCCAAGCAGCAACAACAUGAAUACGAACAAUUCAGUAAAUUAUCUGAUCUUUUUAUUGAUAAUGAUAUAGAGGAUGUGGUGUUUGAAGAACAAGAACCCGUUUACUCGACUACUGAUACAGUUGGUACUGAUUCAGUUGAAGUCGACAAUGAUUUUAUAAAUAAAAUUUUAAGUCAGUUUUGUAAUGACAUUAUUUAA
This is a messenger RNA of Kluyveromyces marxianus DMKU3-1042, 1977 nucleotides long. RefSeq lists its product as uncharacterized. Gene Ontology annotation, molecular function: sequence-specific DNA binding; DNA-binding transcription factor activity, RNA polymerase II-specific; zinc ion binding. Bases 1 to 1977 code for a protein of 658 amino acids. The transcript has a single exon. Gene Ontology annotation, biological process: DNA-templated transcription; positive regulation of transcription by RNA polymerase II. Gene Ontology annotation, cellular component: nucleus. The record is from RefSeq and is a predicted model, not a curated record. Lineage: Eukaryota; Fungi; Ascomycota; Saccharomycetes; Saccharomycetales; Saccharomycetaceae.